AUGGAGGACCUGCUGAGCCAGCUGGCGCACCUGACAGAGUCGCAGCAGGGCCUGCUGCGCGACCCACCCUGGGAGCUGCGCGCCAGGUGCCUGGAGGCGCUGCGGGCUGCGCUCCACAGCGGCACCAACAAGCUGGUCACGCUCGCCAUACAGGGGCUGCAGAAGAUGCUGCGGGACGACAGGUUCGCCUCCCCGUUCGAGAGUGACGACGAGAGCCUCUGGCUAACCACCCAGCUGUUGGAUGUGCUGCCGCCCAUGACCUCGCUGACCGAGGAGGCGCAGGUGGAGAUCAUGAGGGUGCUGCUGAACGCCACCUGCCAGAGCUCGUGGGUGGCCAACAACGCGCUGGUGGUGCGUAUCGUGACGCUGUGUCACCAGCUCUGCACGCUGACGCCGGCCGGCGGUCCGGACAUGGUGGCCACCGCCGCCCAGGCCACUGCCUGCCAGGCCGUGCGAGGCUUCGCUGCCAUGCUCGACGAGGACUACGAGAGCGCUCUGAGCGAGCAGCAGGACUCUGCCAGCCGGGCCGAGGAGGCGCCGCCUGUCCAGGUGUACGAAGACGUGCUGCCCACCUACCGCCACCUCUGCCAACAGAUCGACCAGCACGCCGGCAAGAGGCCGGCGUCGCCUAGCGGGCACCCAGCGAGUCUGCAGUUCCACUUGUCGACGCUGCUGGCGCUGCUAUCGGCGCUGCCGGUGCGCGUGCAGCGGUGCGCGGGCGUGCUGGAGCAGACGUGGCGCCAGCUGACACCGGCGCUGGUGCGCCUGCUGGGCUCGCCGACCAGCGAGAGGGUGGGCGCCGUCCCGGCCCGACGCGACCCGCCCCCCUGCGUGCUGCUGAUCCUGGCGCUGAUUUGA
Messenger RNA from Pollicipes pollicipes, 858 nucleotides. RefSeq names its product brefeldin A-inhibited guanine nucleotide-exchange protein 3. The record is from RefSeq and is a predicted model, not a curated record. Bases 1 to 858 code for a protein of 285 amino acids. The transcript is spliced from 7 exons. NCBI's taxonomy places the organism in Eukaryota, Metazoa, Arthropoda, Thecostraca, Pollicipedomorpha, Pollicipedidae.